Messenger RNA from Camponotus floridanus (Florida carpenter ant), 462 nucleotides. RefSeq names its product pollen-specific leucine-rich repeat extensin-like protein 1. The transcript is spliced from 2 exons. The record is from RefSeq and is a predicted model, not a curated record. Bases 1 to 462 code for a protein of 153 amino acids. NCBI's taxonomy places the organism in Eukaryota, Metazoa, Arthropoda, Insecta, Hymenoptera, Formicidae.
AUGACGACAGCUAAAUUGAAUACCGUAGAUCACUUCGAUUCGACAUGUCGACCAUCCGCGCCUCCGGCUCCAUCACCAGAGCCGCAAGAGCAGCCGCCACCACCGCGGCCGCCAAGGGUCGGAACGACGAUCCAGCGCUCCGACCGGGUCGAGCAAAAGUGGCUCAUGCUCUUGGUCCAACCGCCGCCACUACCUGGGCGUAGACCGAUCCGGUCAUAUGAGAAACAACCGAAACCGAUGCAGAAGAUCGCAGCCGAGCCGCCGCCAGAAGAGAUCCUGCGGCCGAUGGGACCGAUGACUGCACCGCCCAUCAAAGUGGAGAUCGAGCCCGGUCUGAUCGUUGAGGUGCCGCAUUUCGCGGUACAUGUUAGCCGGCGCUACAAACCGCGAACUCCACAAGGACGUUGGAUAUUGCGUUUUUCCGGGGACGGAAAACUCCGUUAUAAGCGGAAAAUUGACUAG